Strongylus vulgaris is the source of this 389-nucleotide messenger RNA. The record is from the annotation of a GenBank genome assembly. NCBI's taxonomy places the organism in Eukaryota, Metazoa, Nematoda, Chromadorea, Rhabditida, Strongylidae.
AUGCUCCUUAAUGCGAAUGCAGAGAACCCAAACCGUUUUAGUGUAGGUCGAGGGACACGAGCAGUGUUCCAGUUCUAUCCCGAGAAUGAGCACCAGUCCGCUUUGAUUAUGUCUCAAGCGACAAAAGCAGGCUUCAAUGGAGGACUUGUAGUCGAUUAUCCGAACAGCAUCAAAGCAAAGAAAGUUUAUCUCGUCUUGAUGACUGGAGGUAUCGCUCAACUGCCUAAGGCACUUACUGGUGGAGAAGAGCUAAUGCAAAAUCGUAGCCAUGUUGAGAACACUGGAAGGACAUUUUCAAUGUCUCGCAAAGGUGAGAAGAAGCCUUCAAAAGGCACCAAAGAGUGGAUUCAAAAAAAGAGGGAACGCAUGCUCAAACAGGGAAGGUAAGC